UUUCGACAGACACGAAUUGCGCGGUUAUAACCGUCACAGAGUGACGACUGGUGGAUCUCAAUGUUGGAGAAAUGCAGCUAGUCGAGUCGAGCUGCUGCGCUGACUACGAGACGGAAAGAGACAGAGGGAGAGAACAGUUUCUGGCGUGACGUUGGAGCGAACCUUUCGAGCGGAGUCAACGUGCACGAGCUUUCACCAGAACGGGCCACAGCUCCGGGUUACGAUCGGGCCUCUUCGUCGCUCUCCUCGAAAUCGGUUUCUGCACCUCGCACGUUCACCUCCCACUUCGGACACGUUCAGUCUUCAGGUACGCUCGCCCGCGAAAAUCUAAGUCUCAAGUAGAUAUGGAUAAUAACGGAGUUCGUACAUGGUUCAAUCGCUCUUGCCAGUCCCCUGCACAUUUUCCUAAAGAUACUACAAAAUACGCAACUUGCCCAGCUGUUUUCCAGAGGAGAAGAUAAAGGAAAAUGCACAACUCUUGCAUAACGUUGCGUAACGCGCCGCCGCAUGGAAGCCCUCGUCGUCAGCUGAUAGUAUAGACAAAAUAACAAUUAGCCGCUCUACAAAUGUAUCGCGUUUUAAGUGAGUUGAGCAAUAAUCAGCCUCUUUUCUGUUCGCCACGAGGAAGGAGAGAGCGACGCGGUCGUUCGCGGGGAGAGGGACAGAAAAAGAGAGAGGAUCACCGGCAGUAGCUCGACGGCCGGAGAAGUAGGAGGAAGGCCAACCGGGAUGGUGGUGAUCGGAUCCACGAGCGGCAGUCCAUGGCGGGUAGUCGGCGCACAGUCAGCCACCACCUCGGCCAGUCGGUUGUAACCAGUCGGUACUUGGAGAACAGUUCUGUCCGCGGGGCCGCGGUAGUGCGCUUCUCGUGCCUCGGUUUACCUACUGCCUUCGGCUCAUUUUCACUUGUCUGCUUGCGGAAGUUUCAACGGUUUGACUUUUAAGCUCCAGAACGAGAUACGGUCACGACUUGAUAGAUCCGCUACGAGUGAUUGGUAGCGUGUCCGCGAGCACGCGUCUUGACGCAGUCCCAGCAGCAAGUGCGUGGAGUGUCCCGAUGUCAAGUGCUGAAUGAAAACACAUUUGUCCGGCAUAUAAAUGAUCGAGUGACCGCUCACGCGACGAGGAGGAUACGAGAAGAGGUGUUCGAAGCGUGGGUCCUCGUUGACGCGAGGCGGCAUCCCAGAAGAAGCUGCGGAAAUCUGACUACGGAUGGUUAAUGACGUGAUGAGCGAGUACGAACGAAUCAAGCGUUCGUGCUUGAAACGAGGCGAGCUCUGGGAGGAUCCAGAAUUUCCGGCGACGCAGGCGUCGGUCUUUUAUCAUCAGACACCUCCGUUCCAGUUCCAAUGGAAAAGGCCGAAGGAAUUGUGCAAUCGGCCGAUCUUCGUCAGCGAUGCACCGGCCCAGUUCGACGUCAUUCCCGGGAAAAUGGGUGACAAGUGGCUCGUGUCGUGUCUGGGUGUGCUGCACCUCAGCAAAGGUCUAUUCUACAGAGUGGUACCAGCCGAUCAAGGUUUCGGAAGCAGCGGAGAGCCGCCGGGUUCGCCGACCGCCGAGUAUGCCGGGGUGUUCAGGUUUCGGCUGUGGUGGUGCGGCGCAUGGGUGGAGGUCCUCGUCGACGACCGACUACCGGCGGUUCACGGCAGAUUGGCCUUCGUCCAGAGCCGCCAUAGCGAUCAGUUUUGGCCGGCUCUGCUGGAGAAAGCGUAUGCCAAACUUCAUGGUUCUUACGAGGCACUUAAGUAUGGAACAUUAUUGGACGGUUUGUCCGAUCUCACGGGUGGUAUCACCGAAAGUAUCGCGAUUCGCCAGGACCCUACGGCGUGCGGACGCGCGCUUUCGAAACUCCUGGACAUGACGUCCCUCAUCACUUGUACAGUAAACAACAAUCAGCAGCAACAGAUACGUGCCAGCACGGAGAAGCUUGCCAAUGGCAUACAAAUGGGAAUCAAUUAUAGGCUGUAUGCGAUCGAAAGGGUGGAAACUUUCGGCGGUGAAGCGGUGCAAUUAGUGAAAUUGAGGAAUCCUCUCGGACCUGGUGGCGAAUACGUAGGUGCUUGGGCGAGAGGCGGCCUUGAAUGGGACGAAGUGCCCGCGAUGGAGAGGGAACGGUUAGCUGUGAGGAACAUGGCUGAGGGAGAAUUUUGGAUAUCGUACUCUGAUUUCGUUAAGACGUUUACUCAUCUGGAAGUUGUGCACCUCGAUGCCGAAACUUCGAGAGAUGAACCGUCGUUGCACAGUAAACACACUUGGCAGAUGAAAUUGUACCAGGGAAGUUGGAGAAGGGGCGUUACCGCGGGAGGAUGUCGAAAUAAUCAAGAAACUUUCCACAUAAAUCCACAGCUGCACCUGAUUCUCAGCGAGAUGGAAGAAGUGAUCGUGUCGUUGAAUCAGCACUCCAUCAUGGAGCCGAAAGUGAUAGGUUUCACGGCGUAUACAUUGCCGAAGAAUAGCACCGAAUCGAUAAAUAAGCAGUUCUUCAAGAAGAACAAGUCCCUAGUUAAUUCGCAAUACACAAAUAGUCGGCAGGUGAGCCACAGGUGUCAGCUCGAGCAGGGUGGUUACCUGCUGGUACCUACGACCUUCGAGCCGACUCAAGAAACGAGUUUCACGUUACGAGUCUACAGCAGUAAGCCUCUAAAACUCAAGUUGCUGGACACUCCGCCGUCGUUAAUGAAAUCGGCAAUCGUGAAGGCGCCUCCUCUCGAAGGAAAAGGUUUCUCUCAAUAUGAAGCGGUGUUUCUACAGCUCGCCGACGAGCACAGAACCGUAAACGCUUUCGAGUUACAGGAGCUCUUAGAAGCCUGUUUACCGAAUGAUUACAUCAAAAGCUGCGCUUGUAUGGAAGUCUGCCGACAAGUAGUGCUCACUAUGGACAGCUCCGGGAGCGGUCGAUUGAAGUUCAACGACUUCAAGGAUCUCAUGUGUAGUUUAAAGUACUGGCAAGCCGCAUUUAAGAACCACACGAAGGAGAAGACGGGCAUACUCAAGGCGGAGAGACUGCGAGACGCCCUGCUGGAAGUUGGUUUCCAAUUAAACACGGACGUACUGUCGAUUUUGAUUCUACGAUACAUGAGGAAAGACGGGACUCUCCGGUUCGGCGAUUUCGUCUCGGCGAUACUACAUUUGAGCGACGCAUUUGGUAUAUUCGAGAGCAAAGAUCCUUUGCAAAACGGAACUAUAAAGUUGAGUCUGUCAGAGUGGCUGAGAUCAUCCUUGAUGUGCUGAGGGAGCGUGAGUCAAACGCGAAAUCCAUACGUGUACCUUGAACCGUCUGUAAAUAACAUUCGUUUUUCUAUCUCAACACUAGGCGUAAGCUCUAGCCAUAUUAACGAUAUUAGCGCGCGAUCCCGCUCAUCUUUCUCGCACUAUGUAAAAUAAUGUCAUUAUUUCUUACAUUUCCGCUCGGCUCAUUAUUCUCUUUGUGUAAAAUUACGACUAAGGAGCUAUGUAUGAUACGUUGUUUGUGUAAGCAUAUCGCACUGGAUAAUAAAAUUAAGUAUAUUUUGCAUA
Odontomachus brunneus is the source of this 3516-nucleotide messenger RNA. It is a transcript of the gene CalpC, whose product is annotated as calpain-C. The coding region runs from base 1213 to 3231 and encodes 672 amino acids. Gene Ontology annotation, molecular function: calcium-dependent cysteine-type endopeptidase activity. The transcript has 18 exons. Gene Ontology annotation, biological process: proteolysis. Gene Ontology annotation, cellular component: cytoplasm. NCBI's taxonomy places the organism in Eukaryota, Metazoa, Arthropoda, Insecta, Hymenoptera, Formicidae. The record is from RefSeq and is a predicted model, not a curated record.